AUGGGGCUCGUUGACAAGGUCAAGCCCAAGAACCUGACUGACAAGCAAUGGCAGACCGUCGUCUGGAUUGCAGGCAUUGGGACGGUCCUGGAGUACUAUGACUUCUACUGCUACUCCCAGCUGUCGGCGGUCCUGGGCAAGGCGAGUGGCGCGGACAGGCAGGGCGGGGCGGGAGCCGCAGGGAUACAGCAAGCUGGCCUGGGGGCUAUUGGAUGCCGGCCUGUGGUCCUGUGUGGCUCGGCCUUGGUCUUCUUCCCGUCCAACGACCCCAACAUCUCCGCCCUCUCAUACUGGGGCGUGUUUGCCGUCGCGUUCGUGGCCCGCCCCAUCGGCGCCCUCAUCUUCGGCCACAUUGGUGACAAGUAUGGGCGCAGUUGGACCUUCUCGAUUGCAAUCAUCGUCAUGGCCGUUUCCACCCUGAUCAUUGGCAUCCUGCCAACCUAUGACAUCGGACCAUACAAGGCGGGCGUCGCAGCGCCAGUGCUCCUGGCCAUCCUCCGCUUCUUCCAGGGCAUCUCCUUCGCCGGCGACUUUGGUGCCGCGGUGGUGUACAUCUCGGAGCUGGCCGCGCCCUCCAUCCGUGGCCGCAUGGUGACCACCCUCCAGUGGUCCAUCAACCUCGGCCUCAUCCUCGCCUCGAUUGUCGUCAUCAUCCUGCAGGCUGCCCUCACCCAGGCCCAGAUGUUUGAGUGGGGCUGGCGCAUCCCCUUCCUGCUCGCCGCCUUCUCCGCCGUCCUCGGCUACUUCAUGCGCCGCGGCAUGCCCGAGCCCACCACCUUCCUGGAGGCCUACGCCAAGGACCGCGCCGCUGAGGGCGGCGAGGCCGGGGAGCCCGACGCCAAGCUGGAGAUCAGCGACAAGGCCGCGACCAAGAACCUGGAUGACGCUGCCAGCCAGGCCAGCACCAGCCAGGCCGACGCUGAGGAGGAGGUCGAGGCAAAGCAGAAGGGCGUGCUCGCCGUGCUGCACGGCCACAGCCGCUCCAGCGUGCCCGUCUUCCGCCUGCUCAGGAACAACGCUUUCGGUCUCACCGCCAACAUUUUCUUCGGCGCCUGGGUCAACGGUGCGUUCUUCGUCGCCGUCACCUGGCUGAGUGGCCAGCUGAUCAACACCUACAAGCUGCACCCCAACGUCGCCCUGGCCAUUACCAUCGUCUCCCUCAUCUUCAACACCGUUGGCCUGAGCCUGGCCGGCUACGGCUUUGACCACGGCAUGCCCGCCAUCACUGCGGCUGCGGGCACUCUCAUCCUUGGCGUUGGCUCCGGCUUUGGCCUCUACUACUGGGUCGGCACCGGCUCCCUGGCGGCCCUGUGGGUUGCGCCCUCCCUCCUCCACCUGGUUGUCGGCUUCUACAUGGCCCUCUACGUCCUGCCCAUGACUAGGAUCUACCACCCUCUGGAGCGCACCACCGGCUUCAGCUUUGCCUACGCCACGGGCUACGGCAUCCUGGGUGGCAUCUCCCCUCUGGUUGUCACUGCGUUCAAGGCCAAGCUCGGCGCUGACGCCGCCUCUUUCGCGCCCGCUUUCUGGCUGCUGCUGCUGUCCGGCGGCUCCGUCAUCGGCAUUGUCCUGCUCAAGCUGUACCUCCCUCGCCUGGAUAAGCCCUACAUCAGCCGCGUCCGUUAA
Monoraphidium neglectum is the source of this 1626-nucleotide messenger RNA. RefSeq names its product Putative proline/betaine transporter. The coding region runs from base 1 to 1626 and encodes 541 amino acids. The transcript has 14 exons. Gene Ontology annotation, molecular function: transmembrane transporter activity. The record is from RefSeq and is a predicted model, not a curated record. NCBI's taxonomy places the organism in Eukaryota, Viridiplantae, Chlorophyta, Chlorophyceae, Sphaeropleales, Selenastraceae. Gene Ontology annotation, biological process: transmembrane transport. Gene Ontology annotation, cellular component: membrane.